AUGUCUUCAUCAUCCAAAACUCUUUCGAGCAUCUCCAGCACGCCAGCAGCAUCAGCCUUCGUCGGAAAAGUAUUGAAACUCGUUCGGAGUAAACAAAAUUUACGAGUAGCAAUUAUCGGAAGAGAAAAUGUAGGAAAGAGUACACUAUUUAAUUCACUUCUCGGAAAACAACAUUCCAUUGUUCAUAAUUCUCCCGGAGUGACUCGGGAUUGUCAGGAAGCUAAAACUGUCAUCCGACUGAAACAGCCCAUGAACAUUUCUCAAGUCGUGUUUGAUAAAAAGAUAAAUAAGAGGAUCAUCAAGAAAAUAUCCUGCACGUUUAUUGAUACUCCCGGAGCUAAUUAUAUGGAUAGCAUCAUUCAACAAACUCAAGAUACCAUUGCAAGCUCUCAUGUUGCACUUCUUGUAACGGAUUGUAAAGAUGGACUCCAAAAGUGGGAUCAGCAUGUAGCCAAUUAUUUAGAAAUGAAAGGAAUUCCAGCUCUACAUAUUUUGAAUAAGUGUGAUGGUCCAUUGAUGAGAGGAGAUGGUGAAGAAUUGGAGAAGGUCAUCUCCGAGAAUACGAUUGCUUCUCUCGGAAGACCUAUUCCAGUUUCAAGUGAGAUGAAACUUGGAAUGGAUCAUAUCAUUUCAUACAUUCAAGCCUUUCAUUUCUUAACGGAGAGUAUGAGCUCGACAGCUUUGGAAGAGACUCGACAAGAAUUGUAUGAUUCGGUAAUUGAGAAAUUCAAUACAACACCUUCGAGAGAUUAUUUGUGUGAUCAUGCAUGUGAGGGAACUCUUUAUGAGAGCGAAAUGGAUGCUUUGGAGCAACAACAUGAAAAUGCAUAUUUCCAACCUUUUAGAGGAGAAUAUGAAAAAUUGCCUUAUAUGAGAAAUUUGCAUCAUCAUCAUCACCAUUAUGAUGGUAUUGAGAGAGUGUCACCAUCUUCUUAUUUGGAAUCUCCUCCCAAGUUGUGGAAAGAUCGUGUGAAGAGCCAUCAUCACACAGCGGAAGAGAGUAUGGAGCUAUCACCUCAAAAUUAUAGAAAUGUUUUGGAGAAAAAAGAUAUUGAAAAAUCAUUGCAAAGUUCAACACAAAAAUCAGCAACAAGUGCUCAACAGAAAACAGAAGAGGCGUCAAUUGCACCAAAGUCAUCUCAACAACAAGUCGCCCAAGAUGAAGAUUUUGAAACAGAUAUUGAAGAGGAACCAAUUGUGAACUCGAGUGGUCUCGCCGAAGACAAUAUUAUGAGACUGGCCAUUAUUGGUCGACCAAAUGUCGGGAAAAGCACACUCCUUAACCACAUUAUUGGUGAGGAGAGAACAAGAACAUCAAGCACACCAGGAACAACAAGAGAUACAAUUGAAAUUGAAGCUAUCAACGAAAAGACAGGUCAGCAUUAUAUCAUUUGUGACACUGCAGGCAUUCGGAAAAAGAAAUAUACUGAAACAGAUAGAAUUGAGAAAAUGUCACUUCAGGACACAUACCGAACGAUCAAAUAUGCAAAUGUAUGCUGUCUGGUAGUGGAUCCAACACAUAAUGUUGGAGAUUCCAAUUACGGACUCACUCAACAGGACUUGGAUAUUGCAAGAAUGGUUGAAAAAGAAGGAAGAGCUCUUGUCAUUGCGUGUAACAAGUGGGAUCUUGUCAAACAACCCUAUGUGGUGGCUCAACAAAUUGAAAGCCAAAUAGAGAGCUCUCUCGCUCAAUUACAAGGUAUUUCUGUAGUUGUUUGUUCUGCCAAGACGGGAAAGAACUUAUUUUUACUUCUCAAAGAAUGUGAAAAAGCAUAUCAAAAAUGGGCCUCCAAAAUACCAACAAACAAGUUGAACGCUUUUAUAAGACAAUAUUUGGAAACAAAACCUGUUCCAGCUAGUUAUCCAAAAAUUAGAUACCUUUCACAAGUGGCCGUUAGACCACCAACGUUUUGCAUUCACACCCAAAACAAGAAAUUCCCUCCAAACUUUGAAAGGCAAAUUGUGAAUGCCAUUAGAGAAGAAUUCGAUUUGGGAGGAGUACCAUUCCGUGUGAUCCAAAAAAUGGGAAGACGAAAAGAAAAAAACAAGGAAGAUCAAUAA
Naegleria fowleri is the source of this 2061-nucleotide messenger RNA. RefSeq lists its product as uncharacterized. NCBI's taxonomy places the organism in Eukaryota, Heterolobosea, Eutetramitea, Acrasida, Naegleriidae. Bases 1 to 2061 code for a protein of 686 amino acids. The record is from RefSeq and is a predicted model, not a curated record. The transcript has a single exon. Gene Ontology annotation, molecular function: GTP binding.